CCGCCCCACCAGCCGGAGCCCGGCCCAGUGCUCCAGAGAAAGGCCGGCCUGCAGCACCCGCCACCGUCGCCGGCCGCCCGCACGUCCGUCCGGUUCUUGCUAUAUUGCCCCAGGCUGGUCUCGAACUCCUGGGCUCAAGCCGUUCUCCCGCCUCCCACUGCCCGCCUGUCACUGUCGUCUGUUCCCUGAGCUGUGCUUUACGCUGGGAAAGACAUAGAAGAACUAUUAAGAAGAUAGAAUUGUUUUGCUGCGCAGUACAGCAACAGUGGAUGUUCAAGAUUAAGAUUAGAGUCAAGUUGUGUGAUUAAGACAGAAUCUCUCUCUGUCGCCCAGGCUGGAGUGCAGUGGCACGAUCUCGGCUCACUGCAAUCUCUGCCUCCCUGGUUCAAGUGAUUCUCCUGCCUCAGCCUCCUGAGUAGCUGGAUUACAGGUGCCCGCCACCAUGCCUGGCUAAUUUUUGUAGUUUUUAGUAGAGACGGGUUUCACCAUGUUGGCCAGGCCUCGGGUCUGGUCUCGAACUCCUGACCUCAGGUGAUGGGCCUACCUUGACCUCCCAAAGUGCUGGGAUUACAGACAUGAGCCACCGUGUCCGAGCGAGACGAUCUGUUUCUUAAAAACAGUCUUCCUCUGUCGUCCAGGCUGGAAUGCAGUGCAGUGAUGCAAAUUUGGCUCACUGCAGCCUCUGCCUUCUGUGUUCAAGUGAUUCUUCUUCUGCCUCAGCCUCCCGAGUAGCUGGGAUUACAGGAGCUGUGACUGAUGAGAAUUAAAGGCCAUGGAUGAAGAUGGGCUUGAAUUACAACAAGAGCCAAACUCAUUUUUUGAUGCAACAGGAGCUGAUGGUACACACAUGGAUGGUGAUCAAAUUGUUGUGGAAGUACAAGAAACUGUUUUUGUUUCAGAUGUUGUGGAUUCAGACAUAACUGUGCAUAACUUUGUUCCUGAUGACCCAGAUUCAGUUGUAAUCCAAGAUGUUAUUGAGGACGUUGUUAUAGAAGAUGUUCAGUGCCCAGAUAUCAUGGAAGAAGCAGAUGUGUCUGAAACCGUCAUCAUUCCUGAGCAAGUGCUGGACUCAGAUGUAACUGAAGAAGUUUCUUUAGCACAUUGCACAGUCCCAGAUGAUGUUUUAGCUUCUGACAUUACUUCAGCCUCAAUGUCUAUGCCAGAACACGUCUUGACGGGUGAUUCUAUACAUGUGUCUGACAUUGGACAUGUUGGACAUGUUGAACAUGUGGUUCAUGAUAGUGUAGUGGAAGCAGAAAUUGUCACUGAUCCUCUGACUACCGACGUAGUUUCAGAAGAAGUAUUGGUAGCAGACUGUGCCUCUGAAGCAGUCAUAGAUGCCAAUGGGAUCCCUGUGGACCAGCAGGAUGAUGACAAAGGCAACUGUGAGGACUACCUUAUGAUUUCCUUGGAUGAUGCUGGCAAAAUAGAACACGACGGUUCUUCUGGAAUGACCAUGGACACAGAGUCGGAAAUUGAUCCUUGUAAAGUGGAUGGCACUUGCCCUGAGGUCAUCAAGGUGUACAUUUUUAAAGCUGACCCUGGAGAAGAUGACUUAGGUGGAACUGUAGACAUUGUGGAGAGUGAGCCUGAGAAUGAUCAUGGAGUUGAACUGCUUGAUCAGAACAGCAGUAUUCGUGUUCCCAGGGAAAAGAUGGUUUAUAUGACUGUCAAUGACUCUCAGCCAGAAGAUGAAGAUUUAAAUGUUGCUGAAAUCGCUGACGAAGUUUAUAUGGAAGUGAUCGUAGGAGAGGAGGAUGCUGCAGCAGCAGCGGCAGCCGCCGCCGUGCACGAGCAGCAAAUGGAUGACAAUGAAAUCAAAACCUUCAUGCCGAUUGCAUGGGCAGCAGCUUAUGGUAAUAAUUCUGAUGGAAUUGAAAACCGGAAUGGCACUGCAAGUGCCCUCUUGCACAUAGAUGAGUCUGCUGGCCUCGGCAGACUGGCUAAACAAAAACCAAAGAAAAGGAGAAGACCUGAUUCCAGGCAGUACCAAACAGCAAUAAUUAUUGGCCCUGAUGGACAUCCUUUGACUGUCUAUCCUUGCAUGAUUUGUGGGAAGAAGUUUAAGUCGAGAGGUUUUUUGAAAAGGCACAUGAAAAACCAUCCCGAACACCUUGCCAAGAAGAAAUACCGCUGUACUGACUGUGAUUACACUACCAACAAGAAGAUAAGUUUACACAACCACCUGGAGAGCCACAAGCUGACCAGCAAGGCAGAGAAGGCCAUUGAAUGCGAUGAGUGUGGGAAGCAUUUCUCUCAUGCAGGGGCUUUGUUUACUCACAAAAUGGUGCAUAAGGAAAAGGGAGCCAACAAAAUGCACAAGUGUAAAUUCUGUGAAUACGAGACAGCUGAACAAGGGUUAUUGAAUCGCCACCUCUUGGCGGUCCACAGCAAGAACUUUCCUCAUAUUUGUGUGGAGUGUGGUAAGGGUUUUCGUCACCCGUCAGAGCUCAAAAAGCACAUGAGAAUUCAUACUGGGGAGAAGCCGUACCAAUGCCAGUACUGCGAAUAUAGGUCUGCAGACUCUUCUAACUUGAAAACGCAUGUCAAAACUAAGCAUAGUAAAGAGAUGCCAUUCAAGUGUGACAUUUGUCUUCUGACUUUCUCGGAUACCAAAGAGGUGCAGCAACAUGCUCUUAUCCACCAAGAAAGCAAAACACACCAGUGUUUGCAUUGCGACCACAAGAGUUCGAACUCAAGUGAUUUGAAACGACACAUAAUUUCAGUUCACACGAAAGACUACCCCCAUAAGUGUGACAUGUGUGAUAAAGGCUUUCACAGGCCUUCAGAACUCAAGAAACACGUGGCUGCCCACAAGGGCAAAAAAAUGCACCAGUGUAGACAUUGUGACUUUAAGAUUGCAGAUCCAUUUGUUCUAAGUCGCCAUAUUCUCUCAGUUCACACAAAGGAUCUUCCAUUUAGGUGCAAGAGAUGUAGAAAGGGAUUUAGGCAACAGAGUGAGCUUAAAAAGCAUAUGAAGACACACAGUGGCAGGAAAGUGUAUCAGUGUGAGUACUGUGAGUAUAGCACUACAGAUGCCUCAGGCUUUAAACGGCACGUUAUUUCCAUUCACACGAAAGACUAUCCUCACCGGUGUGAGUACUGCAAGAAAGGCUUCCGAAGACCUUCAGAAAAGAACCAGCACAUAAUGCGACAUCAUAAAGAAGUUGGCCUGCCCUAACAAUACUUCUACAGAACGUUUGUAGAGAUAUUGGCCUUGAAGCAGAAAAUUCAUUUUAAAGCCAAUCAGUCUCGUUCACAUACAAUACUGUAUAUUGAUUUAUGCUGUGUACAAAUAGAAUUAUUACUUCUAGUUGACUUUUUUUAAUAUACAUUUUGCUCAGUAGUGUGUUCUGAAUUCUAUUCAGUUUGUUUAAUAAAUAGGGAAAACUGGCAACAUGCUAGUUACUUUUAAUAAAGUAAUCCCUGAUUCUAUACCGAAGUUUUAUAUCUUAGAAUUUUAUAUUUAUUUAAAUAUUUACCUUGCUUACCUUGAUGGUACUCUUCUAAGACCAUUAACUUAAGGUAACUUUAUAUUGGUAACUCUGAAAGUAUUCAUGUUGACUCAUUUUUUUUCCCCAUACAUUUCUCACAAUAAAAUUGUCAGAGACAUCUACUAAUAUAAAUGGGAGAUUUUACAGUCAGGUCUAAUUAUCAUAACAUGGAAGUCAUUUACUUGUCUUGCUUAAUAUUUUCAGACCACUUGACAGUGAAAGUUUCCAUUUGAGCUGUUGCGUCCCUGGCUUUGCUGAGUAAAGAGCAGUGGCUGGGUUCGUGUUUACUUUUCAAAUAUACUUCUUUUGGCUUUCUUUGGAUUAUUUACAUCUUUUGUCAGCAUAGCAAACUUUUAGAAAACCUUAUUGAAAAAUUGUGCUUGCUCAUGUUGUAUUUUGAUUAUUGUGUCUGUGCGGCUUCAUCUUGGAAUGGUUGUGUGCUACAAAUGACACUUACUGAGGACUGCAUUUUGGAAUCUCCUAGAGGUAACUCAUGGCUUAUAGGAUCUUUUGCAACUUUAUGUAUGUAAAUGUACCCUGAAUUAUAUAUAUACACAUAUAUAUCAUGUACCUGUGUGUAUUGCUUAUUUUACAUAUUUAUACACACAACCCCAAGUAGUAGUUGUUUAAAAUCUAUAAUGAAAAGUAUUAAAUUUACAAUAACAUGAAAGAUCCAGGGAUGCAUGAGAGAGCAUUUUGUAAGUCAUGCUCUUCAGAGAGACUACUCAGGUGAAGAAUUAGAAGGAAAAUAAGGACACUAGUAUUUUUAAAGAGUAAAGAUAUUUUCUUUUAAAUAUCUUUGGUAAUUGAAACAUAGAGGUUAAGAUGUUUCUAGGUAGAAUGUUUUCAUACAAUUUCAGCUCCAUGUCUUUAUGUUUUUCUGAAAAGCAAAUGAAUAUCCAGACAUGACUCCCACAGUUCUCUUUGAGAAGCCUGAGAGGGAACUCUGUCUUACCUAGUGAGGGGGAUGGAAAAGAAGUGAUGGCUCUGUGGACCAGAGAACGGGUGCUAAUUAUGACUUCACACUCGGCAAGUUCAGGCUGAUCUGUUAUUUCUCAGUUACAGUUAGCAAACUUUAAAAACUUAACACUCAAGUUGGCUUUGAUUAAAAGGUAAAGAUGUGUUUUAAGUGGAUAAGGAAAGUCUGAGGCCUUAUUUGGAACAUCAUCACUAAGUCUUCCACAGGUUUUUUGUUUGUUUUUUGUUGUUGUUUUUUUUUUUCUUAAGACGGAGUCUUGCUCUGUUGCCCAGGCUGGACUGCAGUGGUGUGAUCACUGCAACCUCUGCAGCUCACUGCAACCUCUGCUUCCUGGGUUCAAGCAAUUAUCUGCCUCAGCCUCUCGAGUAGCUGGGAUUACAGGCGCCCACCACCACGCCCGGCUAAUUUUUUGUAUUUUUAAUAGAGAUGGGGUUUCACCAUCUUGGCCAGGCUGGUCUUGAACCCUGACCUCGUGAUCCACCUGCCUCGGCCUUCCAUAGUGCUGGGUUUACAGGCGUGAGCCACCGCGCCCAGACACCACAUAGGUCUGAAUCAGUGUCAUACAUUCAUAAAACAAACUCGGUUAAUUAGAACUUGGUUAUGUUAAGACGAAUCUUGGAGAACAGAAAACAGUUUUUGGGGUCCCUUCAGUUGGCUAUUGGUCCGUAUGCAUCUAGCACAUUGUAGGAGAUUUAGAAAUUGUCUUCCCACCCGAUAGCUGCCUUGUCACCUCAUUAUGGUGCUCCAUCCCCUGUGUGCUUAGGUUUUUACCUUUCAUCUUUCUCUUUGCCAUUGAUGUUUGUAUUCAAGAGUUAUAUUUUUAGGGUUAGAAAUCAAAAUAUUUGGUGUUUGGCAAACCUCUGAAGUGCUAGACUGAUUUAGUCUAGUUUUAAACCAAGUGCUUUAGGCAGGUGUGAACUCCAGCCCAAAUGCCAGUCAAAGUCAAGGCAUGGGUUUUCCUAGCCUAUCUUAUAGGAAAUUCCUGUACCUUCUUGGCCCCCAUAAUGUGUUUUUUUUUUUUUUUUUUUAACUAACUUACAAUUUUGUGAUCCGUGAUUCAUUGCCCUGCGAUUCUUGAAAGCUCUGUCUGUUUUUUUGUGAGAACCUUUAAAAUCUCCCUUAAUUUUUAUUUUCCCAGAAAUAAUGUAAAAACACUUAAAUGAAAGUGGAAAUGUAUUAAUUUUAAAUCCUAUAAAAUUAAUACAGAAAAUAUAAAUGAUUGAUUGGGUCAUUUAACUAUAUUUUUUUAAAUAAACUGAAAGAUAAAGAACACAACACAUUUUAUAUUUCUCUUACAUACUCUGGAAUCAUACACAGUUCUUUUCUUUUUAAAGCACAACAUUAAAACCUUUAAAAGGUAUUUAAGGGUUUGGUCAAGUGAAUAUGAUAAAACAUACUUGUCUGUAUAAAGAGAAAAUGAAAUUGUAGUCACUGUUAUGUACUGACAUUAGUUACAACCUAGUUUUAAUUCUUAAAACAAUUUUGAUUAGCAAAGCUAAAAAAAUGGAUGUUUCAGUUAAAUGUUUUAAAGAGGUACAGAUUUUUACAAGGACAUAAUAUAAGUUAUUGUUCUGUAGAAAUAUCCUAUUAAAUAUUGUAUGUCCCUCCCUCUGUACACUUUGUAAAGAAAGUAAAAUACAUAAAAAGAAAAUCAUAUAGGGAUGUGUGACAUUAUUGUAAUUGUGUACUUGAGAAUAACGUGCAAAAAUAAAAAUCAGAAUAUUUUCCUGUUAUUGAAUGUUUAGUCUAUUUGAUACCAGUACUAAGUUAAUGCUUUUUCUCAAGGAAAAAAAAUGUACAGUUUUUGUAAACCUAAUAAACAUCAAAAGCAGUGGA
This is a messenger RNA of Pan troglodytes (chimpanzee), 6309 nucleotides long. RefSeq names its product zinc finger protein X-linked (gene ZFX). Gene Ontology annotation, biological process: regulation of transcription by RNA polymerase II. Gene Ontology annotation, cellular component: nucleus. Gene Ontology annotation, molecular function: metal ion binding; RNA polymerase II cis-regulatory region sequence-specific DNA binding; DNA-binding transcription activator activity, RNA polymerase II-specific. Lineage: Eukaryota; Metazoa; Chordata; Mammalia; Primates; Hominidae. The record is from RefSeq and is a predicted model, not a curated record. The transcript has 12 exons. Bases 773 to 3181 code for a protein of 802 amino acids.